This is a messenger RNA of Geodia barretti, 1179 nucleotides long. The record is from the annotation of a GenBank genome assembly. NCBI's taxonomy places the organism in Eukaryota, Metazoa, Porifera, Demospongiae, Tetractinellida, Geodiidae.
GUAUGGGCUGAGUCAGUCCGGGGCGCGGUUGGUGUCUGUUGUCCUGAUCUCGGAGGUAAAAUACGUCCUCUUCUCGUUAUCUCAGCGGUAGUUUCAAUCCAUUCUUAGUGUUUGUCCGCUUCUCGGAGGGUCCGUUAUGGGAGGCUCCACUGUAUUAUUUGAGAGCAAAAUUAGCCUACCAGUUGUCUUAAUUACCUGAUUUAUAUAUAGCAGACGUAUCUCCCAGUUACAAUGCACAUGUGGAAUAUAUUACAUAGAGUGGGCGAAAAGUCGUGACCCACUUGUGUUCACUUGCCAUAAAACAUCAUUGCCCUCGUACUGUCUUGCAGGUAGUCUGUACUGUGACUGCAGUCUGAGAGCGGGAGGUUUCACAGGUGAGGGGAUACAGGGCCCCAGCGUCAUUGCCAUGAAGACACACAACCUGAAGGUCCAGUUUGUCGGGGGACACGUCUUCAGCAACACGCGGGUCCCCUACGGAGCGGCCAUUCUACUGGUGAGGGACCCUCGAGGAGCCCUGGUGGCCGAGUGGAACAGGGAGCGCUCCAAGAGGAUGAUCUCGCCCAAUGUCAGCAAUCACUUCACCUACGUCGGGGAGGAGUACUUUGGAGAUAACGAAAUGUGGGAAAAGUACAUCCACCUGAAGCUACCUCGCUGGCCUCAACAGAUGGUGAACCUUCUGCUAGAGGCAAAGUCCGCGGAGCGCCCAGUCUACGUCCUAAUCUUUGAGGACCUAAAGAAAAACACUGUCGGGGAGAUGAAGAGGGUGAGCGACUUUCUCGGGUUCUCGCUCACCGAGGCGGAGGUGGGCGAGAGGUUGAGGGUGGGGUUUUCCAACUUUUAUCGCAACCACACGAGCACUUUCACUCACUUCACCCUGCGUCAAGAGAGGUUUGUUAGCAAUGUCGUCGGCACCACAUCCCAGUUUAUGAAGGACAACGGCAUCUACGACAUGUUUCCAAGAAUAGACGAAUACCUCUGAAAUCAUCUCUCUAUGUAUCUAUGAUUCCGUUUUCACUUUCUCCACAAAUUGUCUGUCACAAGGUAUCUAUUUUGUAGUCAUUUUGUCACUCUCAUCAGGAUAUCCAUUAUUUAUGAGUAAUUAUUGCAUGCUAGUAGGAGCAACUUAACCUUAGUGAUCAAAAAUGUACAAUAGCUGUAUUAUACUUUGGAUUAUGGUAG